AAACACAAGUGCAAAUCUGCCAUUCUCAUGAAUUCAGGACGAGUCCUGGCAUGUAGUAGGUGCUCAUAUUUUUCAAAAUUAAUUUGAAUCUUAAUUGCCCUGGCCAAUGUACCACCAGAAUUCUGAUUUCAGUACCCACCUCUCUAUGUCAGUCCCAUUUUAAAAAUUCUGACCUACAAAAAAAAGAAAAAAGAAAAGAAACUCACCAAAUCAGAAGAGAGGAAGUGCUAAGCAAAUAUAGGAACCAAAAAGGGUUAUAGAGGCUGCUUGACGCUGUCUCAUUUAGUUCCUUUGCGGUCCUCUUCUUCAGCACAGACCAAAGCAGUUCCUUACAACCUGUGGCACCACAGCAUCUUCGGUGUGUGACAAUGGAAGAAUUAGAUGCUUUAUUGGAGGAACUGGAACGCUCCACCCUCCAGGACAAUGAUGACUACUCCAACCCCAGUCCUCUUCCUGUGGACCAGCAUUCCAGAAACAAGAGUAACUGUGCUGAGACUUCAGACAUCCCUCCUCUUCAGGAUGACACAAGCCCCUUGCCGGCACAACUUGUGUACACUACUGAGAUCGAGGAGCCCAAUAUAUACAGUGACAUCGACGAACCAAAGGAAUCACCAACACCUUCUAAAACAUCAGCAGCCGCUCAGCUGGACGAGCUCAUGGCCCACCUGUGUGACAUGCAGGCCAUGGUUGCAGUGAAAGCAGAGGCCAGCAAGAAGCACUUACCAGAAAAGCAGGAUGACAAGGCUUCCCUGGACUCCAUGCUGGGGGGUUUGGAGCAGGAAUUGCAGGACCUUGGGAUUGCCACCGUGCCCAAGGGCCACUGUGCUUCCUGCCAGAAACCCAUCGCUGGAAAGGUGAUCCAUGCUCUAGGGCAAGCGUGGCAUCCAGAGCACUUCAUCUGCAGUCACUGCAAAGAGGAGAUUGGCUCCAGGCCCUUCUUCGAGCGCAGUGGCUUGGCCUACUGCCCCAAGGACUACCACCAUCUGUUUUCUCCACGCUGUGCUUACUGUGCGGCUCCCAUCCUGGACAGAGUGCUGACAGCAAUGGACCAAACCUGGCACCCAGAGCACUUCUUCUGCUCUCACUGUGGAGAGGUGUUUGGUGCAGAAGGCUUUCACGAGAAGGAUAAAAAGCCAUACUGCCGAAAGGAUUUCUUAGCCAUGUUCUCACCCAAGUGCGGUGGCUGCAACCGCCCAGUGUUGGAAAACUACCUGUCAGCCAUGGAUAACGUCUGGCAUCCAGAGUGCUUUGUUUGUGGGGACUGCUUCAGCAGUUUCUCUACUGGCUCCUUCUAUGAGCUGGAUGGACGACCCUUCUGUGAGCUCCAUUACCACCACCGCCGGGGGACGCUCUGCUACGGGUGUGGGCAGCCCAUCACCGGCCGCUGCAUCAGUGCCAUGGGCCACAAGUUCCAUCCCGAGCACUUCGUGUGCGCUUUCUGCCUGACACAGUUGUCACAGGGAAUCUUCAGGGAACAGAGUGACAAGAUCUAUUGUAAACCCUGCUUCGAAAAGCUCUUCUCACUGUAAUCUCAGCCGACCCACACACCCUUCAGAUCAGCUAGAAAAUUUAAAUCAAGAGAGGAAAGAGUACAUUGGUUCUUACUGACCUUCUGCUUAAUGAGCAUAUAGAGAAAGUAAAGGCGAUGAACAAGGAAGGGGAUGUCUAAAUGUUACAUGACUAGGCGCGUGGCCUUACAUUUCAGAUUUCAGUGUUAGUUUUGUUUUUUUUUAACUGGGGACUUGGAUUUAGAUCCGGGUCCUGCUGUCUGGCACGUACACAGAUAUCUCUCCCACAUGCGCAUGAUCGUUUCACAACUGCUUUUCUCACAUCUCUCCAUUUUUCUCACAUUUCUCACAUUUCACUCCUCUGAUGUUCCAGCUCACAUCUUCUCUCCUUUGGCCUUUUCAAGCUUCCCGUAUUUCCCUGUGACUCAGUUUCCCACAGUCACGGCUGUGGACUUUAUCCUUGCUGCGAGGAAUUGGGAUACGAUUCUUAAGCUCCUUGCAUGUCCCUUGGGUGUAUUUCUCAUUUUCAAGAGAAAGUAGAUUUUACCUGGACAGCUUUGAGUGCUGACACAAUUGCUCAUUAAAGUGGCUCCUGUUUUAAUGACUCAGUGUCAUAUGGUUUGGUAGAUAAACCUUCUGCUUCUCCUAUCAGCGUACUAGGCACUUUGUGCGAUUAAGUGUGUGUCACACCUCUCGUGCACUUCCGUACAAUUAGCACUUGUUUCACCAAAAGAAAUGAAAAAGAGGGACUCCUAUUCACUCGCUUUUUAAAAUUAAUGUGGGCCUGUUCAUGACAUUUCUUUUACUUUAUCUUUUUUGCACUUAGAUAAAUGAAUCCUUUGCAAAGAUGGCAAAGCUUCUUAAAGUACUUUUCAUCACUUUGUUACUGAAAGAGGAAAACUGGAUCUCUCCUAAGAACUUGCAAAUCCGUAUUUGCAUGUGUAUGCAUGUCUCCAAACUCAUAAAAUUGCACAUACUAAAUAUGUCCAGAUUUCUUGUGUAUCAGUCAAAUGCCAAUAAAGCUGUUGUUUGAAAAUAAAAAA
Messenger RNA from Phyllostomus hastatus (greater spear-nosed bat), 2551 nucleotides. It is a transcript of the gene LPXN, whose product is annotated as leupaxin. The record is from RefSeq and is a predicted model, not a curated record. The transcript is spliced from 9 exons. Bases 369 to 1529 code for a protein of 386 amino acids. Lineage: Eukaryota; Metazoa; Chordata; Mammalia; Chiroptera; Phyllostomidae.